Centropristis striata (black sea bass) is the source of this 8898-nucleotide messenger RNA. RefSeq names its product receptor-type tyrosine-protein phosphatase beta-like. The transcript has 35 exons. The record is from RefSeq and is a predicted model, not a curated record. Gene Ontology annotation, molecular function: cadherin binding; protein tyrosine phosphatase activity. Gene Ontology annotation, biological process: protein dephosphorylation; angiogenesis. NCBI's taxonomy places the organism in Eukaryota, Metazoa, Chordata, Actinopteri, Perciformes, Serranidae. The coding region runs from base 217 to 8322 and encodes 2701 amino acids.
UGGCUCUGUGAGGACGUGAAAGGACAAAGUGGACACACAGCUCUGAGGUUUAUCAGAGCAGCUGAACAUGUGGGAUGGACUCUGGUAUUUCCGACGACUCCUUCUCCGUGAAGCCUGAAUAGAAGGAAACGCUGCUCGCUGACUUUUUCCUGCUCACAAAGACGCACUUCCCUUCAGCUCGGCUGCUCAUCUGAAGCUGGACAACCUGCGAGGAACAUGGACGCUACGAUGCUGCUUCUACUCUCCGUCCUGAGCUCCAGCUGUGUGUCUGGUUUCCUCGUCUCAUCCCCCCCGGACAGCUUGUGUCUCUCGGCCCAGGGUCAGGUGGUGCUCCUGGGACGCUGUGAUGUGACGGACCCCACCCAGCAGUGGACGUGGCUGGGCGGAGGCCAGCUGCUCCACGCUCAGUCCUCCAGGUGUCUGUGGGCCGACCCCAGCACCCACCUGCCGCUCCAACACGCCACGCUGAGCGGCUGCAGUACUGCGCCGGCGUGGAGUUGUAACAACACGGACGGUGCAUUUGGAUUGGCUGAUGCUCACCUCUACCUGAACAAACAGGGGACACGUGUUGUGAUUGGAGGAAACCUGCAGACGUCAGAGUGGAGAAAGUACAAGGUUGACUCAGGAGGGAAUCAGCUGAUCACGUCUUUAUGUCCACAGACAGACUCCACUUCUGUCUCCAACAUUUUUUAUUCCUCCACACAUAAACCACUGGGACUCUCCAGCACUGUCGGCACCAUCACAAGUCCUGCCCUCACUGACGAACAAUCAUCAGACACAGCGAAAACCCUCUGGACCACCAGAGACCUCUCAACCUCAGAGGUCCACAGUCCAAUAACAUAUGUGAACAACAUCUCCAAACCUCAAACAAGGAGGUCGGUCUCUGCAGACUUCAGCCCUGAUGAUUCAGUCACAGAGCUGUCGCCUCUAAACAGCAGCCAUGUUGUCUCCUUAAGUCCAGCUGUGUCCACCACUGACAGGUCUGUCUCGGAGAGUACUGACGUCUCGGAGAGUUCGUCAGCAACAAACAUUCUUCUGCUCAAAACCGAAGCUGAGACAACGUCAGGACUGCGAGAAGUUUCCACCGAAAGAGGAGAUCCUGAGACUCGAUCUGCUCCUGUGACUCUGGUUUCUUCCACAGGUUCUUCAGAGACAAACGCCACUCAUCUUCUCUCAUCCAAAGUCACUACUGAGGUCACGACUGAGGUCACGACUGAGGUCACCUCCGAAAUCACUAAUAAGGUCACUGCUGAGGUCUUGUCUGAGGUCACAUCUGAGGUCACGUCUGAGGUCACCUCUGGUGCUACUGUUGGUUUAUCUACAGAGUUGAACCAAAACACAACUGAUACAGCACAUUCAACCACUGACAGGAUCCUUUCACCUGCUUCCACCUCCACCGAACCUCUACCUAUGACGGCUCACUCACUUUCAACAGCGGAUCUGACAUCGAAAUCCACCACGGUCACACGUCCACUGUCAACCCCUGAAGCCCUGCAGAAUGUUUCCCAAUCUUCACCAACAGCGACACUGCUGACAGUUUCUACAGUUCAUCUAAAAGUCUCAGUGGCCAAUGAAGACGCUCCACUUACAUCCUCCACAGCCGGAAGGAUCUCCACCUCAGCUCCAACAGUGACAACUACGAGUCUGGCAAGCACACCUGCAACUACAACCGAACCCAUGACCACACCUACAACCCAAACUGAACCCACCACAGCACCUACAACCCAAAGUGAACCCACCACAGCACCUACAACCCCAAAUGAACCCACCACAGCACCUACAACCCCAAAUGAACCCACCAUAUCACCUACAACCCAAACUGAACCCACCACAGCACCUACAACCCCAAAUGAACCCACCAUAUCACCUACAACCCAAACUGAACCCACCACAGCACCUACAACCCCAACUGAACCCACUACAGCACCUACAACCACAACCGAACCCACUACAGCACCUACAACCACAACCGAACCCUUGACCACACCUUCAACCCCAACCAAACCAACUACAGCACCUACAACCCCAACCGAACCAACUACAGCACCUACAACCCAAACUGAACCCACCACAGCACCUACAACCCCAACUGAACCCACUACAGCACCUACAACCCCAACCGAACCAACUACAGCACCUACAACCACUGAAACUGCAGUCAUAACAACAACCAUUAAAACCACACCACCCAUCACUCCAACCACCAUUACCAGUACCCCACCUGCAGCUCCAACAACAACCACGACCACCACAGCUCCUCCGACUACAACUACACCUCAAACCAUGACUUCAGGAUCAACCGCUACAACUGCCUCCCUCUGCUCUGUGAACAUCACAGACGUCACUUCGACCUCCGGUUCUGUCUCCGUGUCGUUCAGCAGCGCCAGCGUUUCCUGUAACUUCAGCCUGAUCGCUGAUGGUGCCCCGCAGGCAUCUGCUCGCUGUGACCAGGACGGAGCGUCGGCAAGCAGCUUCACCUGUCGUCUCGCUGGUCUGCAGCCAGGGACUCUGUACCCAUUAACUGUCGUCUCAAACACGGACGGAGAGAGGAGCGCCACGUCGGUGCACACAGACCCCGUGGCUCCAGUUGGGUUGGAGGUCCAGCUGGACCCGAUCCAGGCUCAGUGUAAGAGCCGGUCUGCAGUCCAUGCUGGUCCUGUAGGUCUGCGGGUGUCCUGGUCUCGGUCUGCCGGUCACGUGGACUGGUACGAUGUGACUCUGGAGGACUCCAGCUCCGGGUCUAGGACCAGUACCAGAAUCAUGGACUCUGCAGCCCCCCAGUCCGGGUUCACCUCGCUGGUCCCCGGGACUCUAUACACCGUCAGCGUGGUGGCAACCACCGGGGACAAGAGCGCCACACCCAUCAGCAAGACUGCCGCCACAGCUCCGUCUCCUGUAUGCGGCCUGCAAGUGGUGUCCUUGUCCUCGGACAGCCUUAGUGUCUCGUGGUGGGCCGGUCCAGGUCAAGCCGAGCGGGUCCGGGUUCUGCUGACGGAUCAGGACAAGGUUCUGCUGCAGAAUGUCACUCUGAGACACACGGAGACCGCCACCAAGCUGGAAGGCCUGCAGCCAGGGACCAAGUACACCGUCACUGUGGUAAGAGAGGCUGCAGGCCUGCAGAGCAACACCUCCACACAGGCCGUAACAGUCCCCGCGCUGGUCUCAGAUCUGAGGUUGGACAACUUUGGCAGCUCAGACCGUCUGCAGGCGUCCUGGGUCUCACCUGAAGGGGGCGUGGACGAAUACCUGGUGACCCUGUCGGCUCUUGGUUCAACCACCCAGGAGCGCCGCCUACUUCCCAAUGUCACGCAGGUGGUCUUUGAGGAUCUGAUGCCCGGUCGCAGCUACCAGCUGAGAGUCCGUACCACGGCAGGAGGACGGAGCUCUGAGACCAGGUCCAGUGGGAGGACAGUCCCUGAGCCGGUUUCGUCUCUCUCCGUGGCGACCAGCGGUAACGGCGGGAUGCUGAGGCUCACCUGGUCACCGCCCAGAGGAGACUGGGAGAACUACAGCAUCCUGCUAAGGAACGGCUCAGUGGUCCUGGUGAACCGGACCAUCAGUAAACUGAGCCGACAGUAUGCCUUCUCAGCGCUCCAACUUGGCCUGGUGCCGGGCCGGCUUUAUGACGCCGAGGUCACCGUUCACAGCGGCACUCUGGGUAACACGGCGCUCUGCAGCGGACGUCUGGCUCCUGGUCCUGUGCAGCAGCUGGUCGUACGUCAUGCUGAUGAAUCCACUUUGAGCGUCUCGUGGAGUCGGCCGGCUGGCGAGUGGGACGGCUACACAGUGGUCCUCAAGGAGGUGGAUCCUGUUGCCACCGUGGCUCAGAGGGUCCUGCCCUGGGAGGCCAGAGAGUGCACCUUUAACUUCCUCACCUCGGGACGCCGCUACACCAUCACUGUGACCACAAACAUUGGCAACCUGAGCAACUCCGCCUCUGUCAGCGCACGUACCAGUCCCGCUCAGGUCUCGGUGCUGCAGGUCUGGAACCUCGGCAGCACCGACAGCCUGCAGGCACAGUGGGAACGAACCUCCGGAGACAUGGACUCGUACCGCGUCCUGCUGGUCCACGACAGCAGCGUCAUUAAGAAUGAGAGCGUGGACGCCGACGCCACCAGCAUCACUUUCCACGCAUUGAGACCCGGUGCCCUCUACAGGGUGGUGCUGACCACCAUCAGGGCCGGACAGACAUCCAGACAGACGGUGGCAGAGGGACGCACCGUCCCUGCUGCAGUGGGUGAGGUCACGGUCAGUAACAACGGUCGUAUGGACUUCCUGAGUGUGUCAUGGCGUCCGGCUCCAGGGGACGUGGACAAUUAUCUGGUGACACUAAGCGACCACCAGAAAACCCUUCACACCGUCUCCGUUUCAAAAUCCAGUCCAGAGUGCGUCUUUAACUCUCUGGUGUCUGGACGCCUCUACAACAUCUCCAUCACCUCCCGCAGCGGCACCCACCUCAACCACACCUUCGUCCAGGAGAGGACGCAGCCGUCACAAGUCCAGAACCCGACAGCAACCCACGCCGCUCGCGAGGACUACCUGAAGGUUUACUGGCGCCACGCUGCCGGAGACUUUGACUUCUACCAAGUCUUCAUCAAACACAACAACAUGUUCCUGCAGAACAAGACGGUUCUGAAGACACAGCACGAGUGUGUGUUUAACGGCCUGGUGCCCGGCAGACUGUACACGGUGCUGGUCAGCACCUGGAGCGGGAAGUACGAAACAAGUGCCUCCACCCACGGCAGGACCUUGCCAGCAGCCGUCCGGUCCCUGGCCCUGGCUGGAUGGACUACUGAGGACCUGCGGGUGACGUGGAGCGCUGCUCCAGGUGACGUGGAUCAUUACGAAGUGCAGCUGCUGUUCAACGACAUGAAGGUGUUUCCACCGAUCACUCUAGGCAGCGGAGUGGGAGAAUGUGUCCUGCCCUCGCUCACACCCGGGCGGCUCUACAAGAUCCUGGUCUCCACCUUCAGUGGCCCCAACCAGAGCGCCCAGUUCAUCGAGGGCCGCACAGUUCCCAGUAAAGUGAAAAACAUACACGUCAGUAACAGCGAAGACAGCAGCAGUCUGAAAGUGAGCUGGACUCCCGGUCAGGGCGAUGUGGACGGGUACUCUGUGUUCCUGUACAGACUGGACAGACAGCUGGACGUCCGGCCCGUCCUCAAACACCACAACGAGGUGACGUUUGGCUCGCUGCAGCCGGGACAGACGUAUAGCGUGACGGUGCAGUCGGUCAGCGGAGAGCUGCUCAACAACAACACGGCCACAGGACGCACAGUGCCGUCAGCGGUGGCGGAGCUGCAGGUGGAGGACCUGGGAUCCACUUGCAGCCUGCAGGUGAGGUGGCAGGAAGCUCUGGGCGUCUCCGAUGGUUACGUCCUGCAGCUGCUGGACGACCGCGGUGUUCUGCUGGCAAACGACACUCAGCCUGCCGGGCACACAAGGUUCAGGUUCGACCACCUCACCCCGGGAAAGAAGUACAGGAUCCUGGUCCAGACCACCAGCGGGGGGGUCCACAGCCCGGGGGUCAGCGCCGAGGCUCGGACACGUCCUGCAGCUGUCACGGAUCUGUCCGUUAAAGAGAACACCACCACCAGUCUGUCUUUCCGAUGGGCUCCACCUGAUGGAGAGUUCAACCUUAUCGAGGUCUUCCUGUAUAAAGGAGAGGACUCGCUGCAGGAGAAGCGGAGCAACCCCUCUGGUCAGCAGUGCUCCUUCCAGGGCCUCAGACCUGGAGCGCUGUACAGGGCAGUGGUGGUGGCCCAUAGCGGCGAGCAGACCAACCAAUCGGCUGUCUGGGCCAGGACAGUUCCGGCAGUCGUAGCGUCUCUGAAGGCUCACAGUGGAAACCAGUCUGACGCUCUCUGGGUGACCUGGACCCAUGGCAGUGGAGAUCUGAGUGGGUACCUGCUGACCCUCUACGACCCCGAGGGCUCUCAGCGCGGCGAGCAGCGGCUGGGCUCUGAUGCCACAGAGUUCGUCUUCUCAGGCCUCGUACCCGGACGACUGUACCGUGCAGAGGUGCUGAGUCUCAGUGGAGAGCUGACCAACAGGGCCAGCACACUGGGACGAACUGCUCCCAGUCCGCCGACCUCCUUCCUGUUCGGCGGUGUCACCAACACGUCCCUGGAGCUCACCUGGAGCGGCCCCGUGGACUCUGACUACGACGACUUUGACCUGCAGUGGCGUCCUCGCGACCGGCUGUCCGUCAUCAACCCGUAUCACAGCCGCACCUCCGGCAGCCGCAUCCUGAGGGGCAUGUUCCCCGGACGCCUGUACACCUUCAGCCUCCGCAGCGUCAGUGGCGCCACUGAGCCCGGGGCCCCGCCCACCUACAGCACGCCCAUCCACAACAGCAUCCGCACCAAGCCGGAGCGUGUCCAGGCCCUCCACUGUCGUCCUCAGAGCUCUGCCUCCAUCUCGUGCUCGUGGGCGCCCCCGGAGGCCGACUACGACUCAUACACCAUCGAGUGUCUGCACGAGGACUCGCAGGUCCUGGUCUACUCCCGCCGCACUGGCAAGGACGCCACCACGUACCUCAUCACGCAGCUGGAGCCCCACAAACGCUACACGGUCUCUGUGAAGGUGAUGUCGGACCGGACGACCAGUGAGGCGGCUCAGGACAGCGUGGUCACCAUGAUAGACUGUCCUCCGGUGCCCCCUAUCAGUACCCGGAUCAGCGACCAGACAGCGGUGGUCACCAAGUCCUCCAUCUUCUUCAGGUUCAACUGCAGCUGGUUCAGUGACAUCAACGGCGCCAUCAAGUUCUUCACUGUGGUCGUCUCCGAGUCUGACGGACUGGAUGAGGAGCAGCCACAGCAGCAGCACCCUCUGCCCUCAUACCUCGACUAUAAAUCAAAUAGUUCCAUAAAAUCCUACCAGACAAAUUUCUUCCCGAGUCGCUGCAGCGAGGGACUCGACAGCAGCUCCCACAGCUUCGAGCUGAGCCUCGGGACAGGAAUGGACUCGCUGGGGGGGCCGUGUGAGACCAGCAGUGACCCAGGACCACAUCCAGAGACCCCAUUCUGCGACGGACCACUGAAACCCAAAACUGCGUACAGGCUCAGUGUCCGAGCGUUCACUCAGCUGUUUGAUGAAGAGCAGAAUGAGAUCAGGUCUUCUCUGUACAGCGACACGUUCCUGUCACUGCCGGUCGUCACUGAACCAGAGCCGAUGAGCGGCGUGAUCGAGGGCGUCAGUGCCGGCAUGUUCCUGGUCGUCAUGAUGGUUGCCGUGACUGCGCUGCUGGUCUGCAGGCAGAAGGCACGCAAAGUAGUUCAGGAGAGAGCGACAGUCAGAAUGAAUGUGAGGAGAGAGAGACCCGUACCAGGAGCCCACCUGGGAGUCAGAGGAAACCGUCGAUUCUCCAGUCCCAUAAAGAUUCAGAACUUUGAGAGUCACUACAACAAACUGCAGGCUGACUCCCACUACCUGCUGUCAGAGGAGUAUGAGGACCUGAAGGACGUCGGCCGUAAUCAGCCGCUGGACUCUGCGCUGCUGCCGGAGAACCGCGGCAAGAACCGGUACAACAACAUCCUGCCCUACGACUCGACGAGGGUGAAGUUAUCAUAUGUUGACGAUGAUCCAUGUUCAGACUACAUCAACGCCAGCUACAUCCCUGGGAAUAACUUCCGGCGGGAGUACGUGGCGACACAGGGUCCUCUGCCGGGAACCAAAGAUGAUUUCUGGAAGAUGGUCUGGGAGCAGAACGUCCAUAACGUGGUGAUGGUCACUCAGUGUGUGGAGAAGGGCAGGGUGAAGUGUGACCAUUACUGGCCCUUGGACCAGGACGCUCUGUAUUACGGGGACCUGAUCGUCCAGAUGUUGUCGGAGUCGGUUCUUCCUGAGUGGACGAUACGAGAGUUCAACAUCUGCAGUGAGGAGCAGCUGAGCUUCACUCGUCUUGUCCGUCAGUUUCACUACACCGUGUGGCCGGAUCACGGCGUCCCAGAGACGACGCAAUCCCUCAUCCAGUUCGUCCGCACGGUCCGGGACUACGUGAACCGGAGUCCUGGAUCUGGACCUACUGUGGUUCACUGCAGUGCUGGUGUGGGUCGUACGGGGACCUUCAUCGUUCUGGAUCGGGUGCUGCAGCAGCUUGACACUAAGGACACGCUGGACAUCUACGGCGCCGUGUUUGACCUGCGGCUGCACCGAUCACACAUGGUGCAGACUGAGUGUCAGUAUGCGUACCUCCAUCAAUGCGUUCGUGACGUUCUCAGAGCAAAGAAGCUGCGCAGCGAACAGGAGAACCUUCUCUGUCCCAUCUACGAAAAUGUGAACUACAACUCCCAGAGAGAGCUGCUGUGCACCCGACGUUAAAGAUUGUAUUGACCCGCUGAUCAAUAUGUUUGACUACUGAUCAGUAUGUUGAACACUAGAGGAAAAAACAGAAAUUCUAUUUUUAUAUGUUUAUAUUUGAAGCAUCAAAUGUUUUCAAAGAGAGAAAAACUUUAUUUAUAUAAAAUGAAGAAGAACUGUAUAUAAAUUGAAUGUGUUUAUUUGUAUUUAUAUUUGUGUUUAUAUAUAUAACGGCUGCUUUUUAAAUUAUAUAUCGUCUAUUUUAUGAGCUUUAAUAUUUGCACAUAACAGUUAUUAUAGAAAACAUUACAUGAUUUUAUAAAACCCUGUAUGAUGAUGAGCUCAGCUCUAAACCAACGAGAAGAGCAGAAAUGUGUCAUGUGACAUAACCCUAAAUUAAAAUGUAGAAUUAUAUUUAAUCAUAUUUAGAAGCUGACAGAGAAAAUAUGUUUUUCUAAUGUUCAUUUAGAGUAUUAAUGUUGUAGUUUAGAGCCACGGCAGGUUAAGUGUUUGUAAGAUAACAUUUUAGAUGUGUUUAAUUUUCAACACAAAGUUAUCUGUACUUUAUUUUGAAACAACAUCCUGUAUCAUUAAACA